Molecule: messenger RNA, 982 nt
Organism: Vitis riparia (riverbank grape)
Lineage: Eukaryota; Viridiplantae; Streptophyta; Magnoliopsida; Vitales; Vitaceae
Product: 2-hydroxy-palmitic acid dioxygenase mpo1-like
Exons: 4
Coding region: 236-844 (202 amino acids)
Biological process (GO): sphingoid catabolic process
Cellular component (GO): endoplasmic reticulum
Source: RefSeq, a predicted model, not a curated record
AGGGCAAAAGGUUUCAGUUAGUUAGUUGAAAAUUUUGAAAAAGUUGACUGGUAUGGUGCUCCGUACUCGUCCUUUCCAUGGAUAUUGUUCAAAGCGAGACUUCUCAAUUUGGAAACCUUUUUUUAUGUUAGAAUUUUCCUACUUCUCAAACACCCUUCGCCUUCCAUAAUUUUCUCGAGCGAGGAAAUCCAGAGGAAAUUCAUUCGAUUUUCCUUGCGUAAUUUCCGAAAAUUUUAUGAUGAAGAGGAUUGGAUUUUUCGAUCUUGAGAAUCAUUUUGCGUUCUAUGGGGCUUAUCAUAGCAAUCGAAUCAACAUAGCCAUACACAUGAUGUGUGUUUGGCCUAUCUUAUUCACUGCCCUUCUUCUUCUCUACUUCACGCCUUCUCUGUUCAACCUCCCACCCUUUGAGCUUUCCCUAUCAGGAUACAAAGUUGUCCUGCUUUUUAAUAUUGGGUUUCUGUUGACUCUGAUCUAUUCCGUGUUUUACGUCCGUUUUGAUCCGAGAGCUGGCUCCUUGGCCGCUUUCCUCUGUUUAAUUUGUUGGGUCUCUAGCAGUUUCAUUGCAAGUCGACUUGGGUUUCUUCUGGCCUAUAAGGUUGUUCUAGUGGUUCAAUUAUUAUGUUGGACCGGACAGUUUAUUGGCCAUGGGAUCUUUGAGAAACGAGCACCGGCUCUUUUGGACAACCUCGCUCAAGCAUUUUUAAUGGCUCCCUUCUUUGUGCUUCUGGAGGCUCUUCGGGCCUCAGGUUAUGAGCCAUACCCAGGAUUUCAUGCAAGAGUGCAAGCAAAGAUAGAAGCUGAAAUCAAUGAAUGGCAAGACAAAAGGCAGACAUUAAUUUCCUAGUUUGUGCUAGUAUCUCUGUUCCGUUGAUAUUACCGUUCACAAUAAAAUCUGUAAAUGGACAAAAAGCAAUACUAAAGGUUGUGGUUUGCAUGUAACCUUACACAUUAUAUACAAAUUGUGACUAAGCAGCUUGAAGAU